Messenger RNA from Bemisia tabaci, 417 nucleotides. The record is from RefSeq and is a predicted model, not a curated record. NCBI's taxonomy places the organism in Eukaryota, Metazoa, Arthropoda, Insecta, Hemiptera, Aleyrodidae.
AUGGGCGGAGCCGGAGGGAUGGGCGGAGCCGGAGGUGCAGGUGGAAUGGCCGGAGGCAGGAACUUCGCGCCUAUCAUCAUCGAGCAGGUGGCGCCGGCGCCCAUCACCGUGGGUCUGCCGCUGACCCCGAACGUGAUCGACCACCAGUCGGCGCCGUACGAGAUCAACUACUUCGGGACCCCGUACGUCGUCAAGCACAAGCAGAGCGCCGCCCUCAACGUCUACACGCAGACCCCGGUCGUCGUGGACACGUACGCCGAGCCCAAGGUCCAGGAGCACGCCGCCGAGCCGGCCGUCAUCGUCGAGGAGAUCUGCCCGUGCUCAGGGCCGAACGAAAUCCCGUGCCACUAGGCGGUGCGAUUCCCAUGUCAUCGUUGAGAUUCGAGUCCAUCUUAAUAAAACACUUGAAUCAUGGAA